Microstroma glucosiphilum is the source of this 1161-nucleotide messenger RNA. Its product is annotated as longevity assurance proteins LAG1/LAC1. Gene Ontology annotation, cellular component: membrane. The transcript has 2 exons. Gene Ontology annotation, molecular function: sphingosine N-acyltransferase activity. Lineage: Eukaryota; Fungi; Basidiomycota; Exobasidiomycetes; Microstromatales; Microstromataceae. The record is from RefSeq and is a predicted model, not a curated record. Gene Ontology annotation, biological process: ceramide biosynthetic process. Bases 1 to 1161 code for a protein of 386 amino acids.
AUGGCCUCCCCUUCGAGAGGUACCGAGCCGAGUCCGAAUGAAUUGAAGAAGCCCGAACGCGCCAAUACUUUCUUCCAAGACGUGUACAUGAUGCGAUGGAUGGUCUCACCUUCCGCUUCUGCAAAGAUUGCCUCGAUCUUCAUUCUUGGAUACAUCAAUUGGCAAUUGUUCACGCCAAACGUGACCAAUCCAUUCCAGCCUUUUCUGUUCAUCUCUCACAAGAUACCCGUAUCGCAAGUGAUCUUUGAAGAUCCAAAGACCGCGAUCAAUGGGGACACGCUGCGAUAUCAAAAGGGCUGGCUAGACGUCUGCUUUGUCCUCUUCUACGUCAUCGUAUGGAGUUUUGUCCGACAGGCUAGCGUUCUGUACAUCUGGAAACCAUUCGCAGUGUGGUGGGGAAUCACGAAUGAGACAAAGCAGGUCAGGUUAAUGGAACAGGGCUAUGCAUUCAUGUACUGGGGAACUUUCGGAGCCUUCGGUCUUUAUGUGAUGUCCUUUCAAGAGAGCUGGUGGUUCGAUCUGCAGCAUCUAUGGAUCAAGUAUCCGCACUGGCAGAUGCGGCCGGAGCUAAAGCUUUACUACCUGCUGCAGUUCUCCUACUGGCUGCAGCAAGCCCUGGUCAUGAUAUUGAAGCUCGAGAAGCCUCGCAAGGACUAUUAUGAGCUCAUCGCCCACCACAUCGUCACACUGUGGCUGAUCUACUGGUCAUACCUGAUCAAUCUGACCAUGAUCGGCACAACCGUCUUCGUCUGCAUGGACGUGCCCGAUGCCUGGCUCGCCCUGUCAAAGGGCCUCAACUACCUCGCCCUAGAGAAGACGACGGCGGUCGUCUUUGCCAUCUUCAUGUGCACCUGGUCCUACUUCCGCAUCUACCUCUCUGCCAAGACCCUCUUGUCUGUCUGGUACAAGAUGCUGGAUCAAGUCCCCUCGCACACCCUCGAGUGGAACCCAGACAAGGGUUGGUGGCUAGUACCUUGGAUGAGGUACCAGGUCUUUACACCGCUCUUCCUCUUGCUGCUGCUGAAUCUCUUCUGGUACUAUUUCAUGUGGCGCAUCAUGAUCCGCUCCAUCAGGGGCAUUACAUUGGCUGAUGACAGGGAGGAGGGAGAGUACGAGGUGGGAGAGGAGAAGGGCAAUCAGCAGGCUGUCAAGAAGGAGUAA